AUGGGAGAAGAUGACUACUUUCUCAGAAGCAAUUUAUCAAACAGCUUCUCUGCGUUAACUGUAAGUGGGAGAUUCAAUCACUACAAUGCCUCCAACAAUCAACCCAACAGAAAACCAAUCAAAGAAGACGACAUUCUUCAACAAAUCGAAGAACAAGAAACAGAAAUCUUACAGUUGAGGAAACACCUAGCGGAAUACACAGUCAAAGAAGCUCAAAUUCAAAACGAGAAACAUGUUCUCGAAAAACGAAUUGCUUCAAUGCACAAAGCCUUCGAUCAGCAACAACAAGACCUUUUUGAAUCCACCUCAAAUGCCAGAUCUUACAGACAAGAAAUAACCGAAGAGAACAUACGCCUGGGAUAUGCUCUGGGAAUCGCUGAAGAAGAAAGGUCAAUAUUUAUUUCAUCUUUAGCCCCUCUUCUUUCAGAUCUUUCUCUUCACCCCCCAUCUCUUGACGCAUACUCCAUUAUUAGCAACCUAAGAAUUCUCUUCAAACAUAACAAAGAACGCCUCGCCAUAGCAGACGAAAAGCUUAGAAAUCCACAAUAUCAGCCAUUAACGUUACAUCCUCAUAGAAGAGACGAUUCUUCUUCACAUUCACCAUGGACACACACAAACACACACUCACACUCAAACUUUUCUCCAUCACAAGAACCAGUUCAUAUCGAGAGACAAACCAACGAGCAACAAGAAGAAGAGGAAGAAGAAGAAGUAGUGAACUCGCAUUACCUCCCAUCAAUUCUCGAAGAACCUUCUUCUUCCUCACAACUCGAAGCCGAUGAUGAUUCAGACGACGAAAAUUUCAGCGACGAAAACGAAGAACAAGACCCGAACAAACCACUUCCAACAAUCGAAGGGCUACAGAUAUUAGGCGAAUCGUUUCCCGGAAACGAAAUCCAAGCAAGUGGUUACUCAAGAAACGGGACUACUCAUUGCGGAUUCGAAUGGGUUCGCCAUUUACAAGAUGGAUCUGUAAACUACAUAGAAGGAGCAAAACAACCGACAUAUACAGUAACAGCUGAUGACGUGGACACAUAUCUUGCUGUAGAAGUUCAACCACUCGAUAACAAACAACGAAAGGGUGAACUUGUAAAAUGUUUUGCAAAUGACAAUAAAAAAAUCACGUGUCACCCGGAUAUGCUUCGUGAGAUUGAGAAAAUAUUCAAUUUAGGUCAUGCGAAUUUUAAGUUGUUGAUUUGGAAAGAGUCUAGUGACACGUGGGAAAAUGGGAUGAUGGAAAUUAAGAAAAGUGGGUAUGUGAUAAAGAUUAAUAAUGGAAGUGUUGUGGUGGAUGAAAAGUAUGCAGCAAAUAUGGUUGUUAGUUUACCAGGGGAAAUGCCAUUGGAGUUUUCGAUACUUAGUAGUAGUGAUGUUGAGCAUUAUUUACGUGUGGAUGAUAAUUUGAAUGAUGUGAGUUGUUCAAGAGAUACGAUUGUGUUAACGAUGAGGUUGUUUAUAAAACGGGCUGUUGAUAGGAAGCUAGGGAAGAAAAAGAGGAGGGGUUUGUUCUUCAAGUAA
Molecule: messenger RNA, 1518 nt
Organism: Lactuca saligna
Lineage: Eukaryota; Viridiplantae; Streptophyta; Magnoliopsida; Asterales; Asteraceae
Source: the annotation of a GenBank genome assembly